Molecule: messenger RNA, 1618 nt
Organism: Cloeon dipterum
Lineage: Eukaryota; Metazoa; Arthropoda; Insecta; Ephemeroptera; Baetidae
Gene: PSR
Product: Bifunctional arginine demethylase and lysyl-hydroxylase PSR
Exons: 8
Coding region: 142-1320 (392 amino acids)
Biological process (GO): phagocytosis
Cellular component (GO): nucleus; cytoplasm
Molecular function (GO): P-TEFb complex binding; histone H4R3 demethylase activity
Source: RefSeq, a predicted model, not a curated record
UUGUGUUGCAGGCGCAGCAGGAGCACAUCGGCAUCGGGCAUUACUCUCAGUACGAGUAUGCACGUACAACUUUUAUUCAGAUACAUAAUUCGUAAUAUAUUUGAUAAGAAUUAGGAAACCUAUUACCUACUAAAGUGCUAAAUGGACCACAGAACUAAAAAGAGAGUCAAGGAAGUAAAGAAGAAGGCUAGACCUGAACUCAACCACAAAAGUCUGUGGAGUGAACAAGGAUACGCUAAAUGUUUUGGACCUUUCAAAGAGGUCAGUGACAAUGUUGAUCGCAUUCAUUGCAAGGAUUACAGCCCUCAGGAAUUCAUUGACAAAUAUGAAAAACCGUACAAACCUGUAGUUAUUUGUGGCCUUACUGAUAGUUGGAAAGCCAAACACAAGUGGACUCUUGAGAAAUUAGCAAAGAAAUACCGCAACCAAAAGUUCAAAUGUGGAGAAGACAACGAAGGGUACAGCGUCAAGAUGAAAAUGAAAUAUUAUAUCAAGUACUUGCAGAACACUGACGAUGACAGCCCUCUGUACAUCUUUGACAGCAGCUUUGGAGACCAUCCUAGGCGUAAAAAGCUCCUUAGUGACUAUGAAGUACCAAUAUAUUUCACUGAUGAUCUCUUUCACAUGGUGGGUGAGCGACGAAGACCACCUUACAGAUGGUUCGUGAUGGGUCCUGCCAGAAGUGGCACUGGGAUCCACAUUGAUCCAUUAGGAACGAGUGCUUGGAAUUCGUUGCUUGAAGGGCACAAGCGGUGGUGUCUCUUCCCCACUCACACCCUGAAGGAUCUUAUCAAGCCCACAGCUCUGGAAGGUGGCAAACAGCGAGAUGAAGCGGUUACUUGGUUCCGCUCCAUCUAUCCUCGCACUCAGCUCCCAACUUGGCCUGAGGAUUGCAAGCCGCUGGAAAUCCUGCAGAAACCAGGAGAGACUGUUUUCGUGCCAGGUGGUUGGUGGCACGUGGUGCUUAACUUGGACACAACUGUAGCUGUUACCCAAAACUUCUGCAGUGUCACCAACUUCCCAAUUGUGUGGCACAAAACAGUGCGAGGAAGGCCAAAGCUGUCCAAAAAAUGGCUCAAAAUCCUCAGAAGCCAGCGACCUGAUUUGGCAGUUGUGGCAGACCAAGUGAAGUUAGAGCAAGCAUCAGGCUUAGCUUCUGACAGUUCCAGUUGUUCUUCCUCGUCCUCAUCUUCCUCUGAUAGUUCCUCCUCUUCUUCAGAUUCUAGUGACAACGAGGACAGUGGACAAGAGUCAUUGCACAAACACAAAAAGAGGUGCAAGCGAGGUGACCCACCAAAUGGCAGCAGCAUCAUGGGCUGAUCCGUCAAAUGCAUCAAGUAUACAAUUAAUUAUUAUUAGUUUCAAACCAAGCGCUGAUGGUGCAUGAUUGUGCCCAAAAUUUCAUAAUAUUCUAUAUAUCUUUAUACCAACAAGAUGAAUGUCAAGCAUUUUGAAGCCAAAGCAACCAGCUACAUUUAUCAAGAGUGCCUUACACGAAAACCCGAGAGUUUGAUAGAUGUCGGUUUAGUUUUUGUGCUGCGAUUCCAUGUACGUGUGAUUCUAUUCUAUGGAUACCUUUAAAAGGGCAUUGACAAAUAAAAGAUUAUGUUGGAUAAUA